AUGCUCAUGCUCUCCCAGGUCCUCGCUGCCGUCCUUCUCAGCGCACUCGUCGUUUCUGCUUCGCCGCUCGAGGCGCGUCAAUCGUGCAGCUCGACGUACACAGUUGUCAGUGGAGACACCUGCGCUGCGAUCGAGUCCAAGAAGGGCAUCUCUGACGCCCAACUACACGCACUCAAUCCCUCGAUCAACAGUGCUUGCACCAACCUUCAGAUUGGGGAAGUUCUCUGCCUCAGCAGCGGGGGAACGUCUUCUGGCUGCAGCAAGAGCUACACAGUGGUCAGCGGGGACACAUGCGCUGCUAUUGAGUCCAAGACGGGAGUCUCCGAUGCGACUCUUCACUCGCUGAACCCGUCCAUCAACAGCAGUUGCACCAAUCUCCAAAUCGGCCAGGUUCUCUGCGUUGCGAGCGGCGGCGGCUCGUCUCCUCCUGGCGGUGGGCAGACAUUCAACGGGCUUGCGACAUACUACGACCCCAACGGCGGCCGCGGCGCAUGUGGUAACAUACUCCAGAACAGCGACUUCAUCGUCGCCUUGGGGAGCGGUCAUUGGGACAGCGGGGCCCAUUGCGGUGCCACGGUCAACGUCCAAUAUCAGGGCAAGACUAUCCAGGUUGUCGCGCAGGACCUCUGUCCCGGCUGCCAGGGCGCGAACGGCCUUGAUCUCUCCGAAGGCGCGAUGCAGGCGUUGGACGCGAACUAUAUCGCGGACGGGGUCAUCUCCGUUGUGUGGGGCUUCGCUUAG
Mycena indigotica is the source of this 741-nucleotide messenger RNA. RefSeq lists its product as uncharacterized. Lineage: Eukaryota; Fungi; Basidiomycota; Agaricomycetes; Agaricales; Mycenaceae. The record is from RefSeq and is a predicted model, not a curated record. The coding region runs from base 1 to 741 and encodes 246 amino acids. The transcript has 5 exons.